AGAAUGUCUACGGGACUGCCGCGUUAUGCUAUUUUAUGGUAAGCGUCUAGGCUAGCUUGGUAGAAGGGCUUUGGCGCCGCCUGACAAAACGAUGUGUAUGACGUCACCCGAACAUGGCGGCACCUGGGGAGAUAAACAAACGCUUUCAAAACAACUCCAGGUGUAACAACUGAAAUCUGUGUGAUACACUUUUGAUAACAUGCAGAUAAUUAAAGAAGAGAGUGAAGACAUGAGUUGGGCAGAAGUAUGCAGGAUGAAAAAUGAAGAUACAACGGAACAAAGAGCCCUGAUCCAAUUGAAAAAGGAAAGUGAAGAACUGAAUGAAGUGGAGGAGAAACAUCAGUAUCAGAAAUCUCAUAAUUUCACAACUGAAGAAAAAUAUUUUAGCUGCUCACAAACUGAAAUUAAUUUAUCACAAAAAACAACAGGAACCAAAAAUUAUUUGACCUGCUCUCAGUGUGGAAAGAGUUUCAGCAAGAAAUCAAACCUUAAAACGCACAUGAGAAUUCACACUGGGGAGAAGCCAUUCACAUGCGAUCGGUGCGGGACGAGUUUCAAAUUUAAAAGUGGACUUGACCAACACAUGAGACAUCACACUGGAGAGAAGCCUUACACAUGCUUACAGUGUGGGAAGAGCUUCAAAUGGAAAAGUGGACUUGAUGCACACAUGAGAAUUCACAAUGGAGAGAAGCCUUUUGCAUGUCAUCAGUGUGGGAAGAGUUUCUCAUUUCAAGUAGACUUUAAUAGACACAUGAAAAUACACACUGCAUUGAACCCUUUCCCCUGCCCUCAGUGUGGAAAAAGUUUUACAUUCAAAGCAGCCUUUACAAGUCACAUGAGAAUUCACACCGGAGAGAAGCCUUUUACAUGUGAUCAGUGUGGGAGGAGUUUUGGAAAUAAUAACAACCUUGAUAAGCACAUGAGAAGUCACACUGAAGAGAAACCUUUAGUACGCCAUCAGUGUGAGAAGAGUUUUAAACAUGAAAGAGACUGUAAUGUGCACAUGAGAAUUCAUACUGGAGAAAAGCCUUUCACAUGCCAUCAGGGUGGGAAGAGCUUUAGACAAGCAAAACAUAUCAAAACUCAUAUUUGCCCUCACUCUGAAGUGAGGUCAUCUAAAAGUGAUCAUUGUGACUCAAAUUUGACUUCUGCACCAGUCGAAAAAAUGCACCUGAGAAUUCAUGAAAAUAUGAAGCCGUACUUGUGUUCUCUUGAAGAAAAGAGUUUUAAAGAGCAGCAGAAAAAUCAUACUGCUGUAAAAGAUCAUGUCUGCUUAGAAUGUGGACGUGUGUUUUCUAGAAAAAAUAAUUUGGAACGGCAUCAAAGAAUCCAUACUGGUGAAAGACCAUUCAAGUGCUUAAUUUGUGGAAAGAGAUUUACAAUAUCAGGAAACCUGAAAGUACACGAGAGAGUGCAUACUGGAGAAAAGCCAUACCACUGCACUUCAUGUGGGAAGAGUUUUACCUAUUUUAAGUCUGUAAUGAGUCAUAGAGCAAAGUGUUGCCCAGAGUUGUUAAAGUGAGCAAACUCAAGGACAGAAAAUUCCCCUCUUGUGACAUUGCUUUGUUUUUUCUUCUGUUACCUUCACUGUAAAAAGUACUAUGUGAUAUAUAUUUAAUAACUGAGUUAACAAUAUUACAUAUAAUAUUUUUAAGAAUGUUUUAAGCUUUUUUUUAAAAGAAAUCUCCUUUAUAAAAUAAUAAUAUAAAGUAAAGCCCUUCUGCUCACACCUAUUAAA
Molecule: messenger RNA, 1738 nt
Organism: Myxocyprinus asiaticus (Chinese sucker)
Lineage: Eukaryota; Metazoa; Chordata; Actinopteri; Cypriniformes; Catostomidae
Product: oocyte zinc finger protein XlCOF6.1-like
Exons: 2
Coding region: 200-1522 (440 amino acids)
Source: RefSeq, a predicted model, not a curated record